Amphimedon queenslandica is the source of this 1899-nucleotide messenger RNA. RefSeq names its product asparagine synthetase domain-containing protein 1-like. The coding region runs from base 91 to 1803 and encodes 570 amino acids. The transcript has 14 exons. NCBI's taxonomy places the organism in Eukaryota, Metazoa, Porifera, Demospongiae, Haplosclerida, Niphatidae. The record is from RefSeq and is a predicted model, not a curated record. Gene Ontology annotation, molecular function: asparagine synthase (glutamine-hydrolyzing) activity.
ACGUGGCCUUAUUUGGCCCAGCCUAUUUUAGGUGGUUACAAUCAUUGAAAUUUUAAAGCAUUUUGAACCUCUAGAAGCUCUUUUAUUCUAAUGUGUGGAAUUCUACUGAUAAUAUAUGAUCCUUCAAGAGAAUCCCUCGCUACAAAAAUUAUUCAUAGCCUAGAGGAUCAAUUGUGGAGGCGUGGUCACGACUCUAUUAAUGACACUGUGAUAUUGCUACCAAAUGGAAAGUUAAUGUAUUUGAAAGGUUUCGUCUUAGCUCUUAGGGGGCCAGGAGUCACCGCCCAGCCGGUUUCUAAUGGGCGUGGCCUGUUGCUAUGGAAUGGGGAAGUUUUUGAUGGCCUUCAAGUUGGAGUUGAAGAAAAUGACACUCAGAUUGUGAUGGAUGCUUUGACGAGUUGUCAUGGUGACACUUCUCGCAUAUUAAAUGUAUUUGAGAAAAUACAUGGACCAUGGGCUACAGUAUACUGGGAGGAGUCUAAUUCCAGUGUGUGGGUGGGAAGGGAUGUUCUUGGUAGGCGGAGUUUAGUAUGGCACCUCCCACAAGACCAUGAAGACAUAUUUGUUGUAUCGUCUGUUGGGAACAUGAAAGGAUUCUCACAAGAUUAUUGGAGUGAAGUCCCUGCAUUAGGUGUUUAUGAAUAUAAGGCUGCUAAAGAAGAAGAGAGAAUUCAUUGCUAUCUAUGGAAAGAAAAAGAUUCAGAUCAGUUCUUUGUCCUUGAUGCUCAAAACGAGCUCUCAAAACUAACAACAACUCUACACAUUGAGCCAUCAGCUAAAAGCUUGACAGUUCCAUUCUCAUCACUCAAUACAAAAACACCUUCCAUUCCUCCCUCUCCCUCACCUUCAGAGCAGUCAACCUCCUCCACCUGGUCAUCAAAUGCAGCAAGACUAUUAGAAUUAUUACAAGAAGCUGUACACAAGAGACUAGUCUGCUCAAGCAGGGCAGGAGAGGAGAAGGAAGAUGGAGUUAAGGCCUCUCCUGUUGCUGUCUUAUUUUCUGGUGGGCUUGAUUCAGCUGUAAUAGCUGCACUGGUUGACAGGUGUCUUGUUCCAGGUGAGAGUGUUGAUCUUAUUAAUGUUGCAUUCAAUCAAAGCAAAGAUCCUAAAAACACAGAUUAUAAUGUGCCUGACCGUAUUUCAGCUAUUAAAGCAGCACAAGAACUCAAUCCGGACAGACAAUGGAAUCUAAUACUAGUUAAUGUAGAUCAAGAUGAGGUCACUGCAAUGAAAAGUGAAUACAUAUCUCAUUCUGUUCAUCCAUUGUCUACUGUACUUGAUGAUAGUCUCGGGUGUGCCAUGUGGUUUGCUGCUCGUGGUAAAGGCUACCUUGUCUCUGGUAGACCAUACCAAACCAGAGCAAAGGUGGUACUGGUUGGUGUUGGAGCUGAUGAACAAUUAGCUGGUUACUCAAGGCACAGGACGCAAUACCAGCAUGGAGGUAUUGAGGGACUCAUAUUUGAAGUACAGAAAGAUAUUAAAAGAUUAUCAUAUAGGAAUCUUGGCCGAGAUGACAGAUGCAUUGGAGAUCACCACAGAGAGGCACGCUUUCCCUAUCUCGACGAAAAAGUGGUUGACUUCUUAAGUCACCUACCAAUGCAUGAUAAAGCUGAUUUAGAGUUACCAAGAGGAGAGGGUGAGAAGAGGCUCCUAAGAGAGACUGCACUGAUGCUUGGCUGCACUUGUGCUGCUUCUCUUCCUAAAAGAGCACUCCAGUUUGGAUCAAGGGCAGCUCUGUUACAAGGUAGUGCUGGAGGUAAGGGAAAAGGAUCUGAUACUAGCAAAGACUUACUUGUACAUUGAAAAUUAUUAAUAGCACACCCACACAAAAUUUUAUUAUUGUAAAAUUUGACAUACUCAAUGAUGAAGUACUAAACUUCGAUCUUUUGCUACUUUAAA